Erythranthe guttata (spotted monkey flower) is the source of this 1575-nucleotide messenger RNA. RefSeq names its product FBD-associated F-box protein At5g22730. The record is from RefSeq and is a predicted model, not a curated record. NCBI's taxonomy places the organism in Eukaryota, Viridiplantae, Streptophyta, Magnoliopsida, Lamiales, Phrymaceae. Gene Ontology annotation, molecular function: protein binding.
AUGGGUAACGCAGAAAGUAGAGACGAUUCAAACUCCAUGGACAGGAUAUCCGAAUUGCCUAAAGACAUAUUGCACAGAAUACUUUAUUUCCUGUCUCAAAAAGAUGCUGUCCGAACAUCUGUAUUGUCGAAAUCAUGGCGUAAUAUUUGGUGCACUCGUCCCAAUCUUGAUUUUUCGGACGCCACAUUCAAAGGUAACAACAAACAAGAUUUUCUAUCCCUCGUGACCAGGAAUUUACAGCGGUACUGUGAUCAAAGGAUGUGCGUAGAGGAAUUUCACCUUCGUAUAUCGUUACGCGAUCAUUUGGAUCACGAAUCAUCGGUUAUGCUUCUCGAAAGAUGGAUCCCGUUACUCAUAAAUAUGGGUCUGAAGAAGUUUUGUCUUUCCCUUCAUUCGGAACUUUAUUCGACGCGUCUUAGACUGCCCUCCGUAGUCUUUGUAGCCGAAUCGCUCCAAGAUUUGCAUUUGGAAAAUUUCGUGUUGGACCGAAAGACUAUUGAAAGGAUAGUACUUCUGAAGAAUCUACGAUCACUUUGUCUCAGAGAAGAUUGGAUCGAGGACGAGAUUUUUCAGAAGAUAAUUGAUAGCUGCCCUUUGAUCGAAACUUUGGAUGUCGAAGGAUGUUUGAGGUUAAGAACAAUUACGUUGAAUAAUCUUCACCAUCUCAAGUGUAUUUCCUUUUCAGAGAUGUAUGAUUUCACCGGGGAACUUUGCCGAAUCAAAAUCCAUCCCCCAUCUCUUGAAACCAUCAAAAUUAGUUUUGGCAAUCUUAUGUUCCACAAAGGAGCGGAUUUUCGUAAUCUAAAUGAAUUAUAUAUUUUCGAUGCAAAACUGUCAUGGGACCACUUGUCUUCGUGUAAAUUCCCAUGUCUCAAACACUUGUGCAUCGACAGCUGUGAUGGACUCAAAGAAACCCAACUAUUUAUCGACGCACCAAACAUACUCGAUUUCAAAUACGAAGGAGACUUUGUACCAUCCAUCUCUUUCGCAACCACAUUGAAUAAGUGGGAUUCAGAAAUAAACCUAACACAUCUGCAUCCGAACGAUGCUCCCUCUCCGUGGUUCCUCAAGCUAAAUGAACUGCUCAAGUCGUUAAUCCAAUCUGAAAUUGCUCUUUCUAUCAACCGGUUUCACAUGAAUGAUAUUCACGAAGUAAUUCGAGAAAAUAUUAGUAGUGGUGAUAAUAAACCUGAGGUAGAGACACUGAGCUUGCGUUGUGAUAGCUUGAUGAAAUCGUCGCCUUGUCAUUUAUCUCAUAUGCCAUCUCUUUUAAACAAUGUGUUUUCUAUUUGUCGUCCAAGAAACAUCAAUGACUAUUUUCGGAUUAGCGACAACGAGGGCAUGGAAAGGAUCGAGUGUCUGUGGAAGAUUCUAGUGGAGGGAGAAAGUGGCCGAGACGAAGAUGAUCAAUUCAGACAGUUGUGGUCGCAAGAUUUGGAGGAAGUGAGCUUUGAAAUUAAGGAGUGGUAUCUCAAAGAAGAAUGGCGUCCAAUAACUCUGUCGGAUUUGUCGAACUAUCAAGAAAAGGAAUACGGCCGUGUUCGCUUUGCAUUAAAAUGGAGAGGAUUACAGUAA